GACGUAAUUCUACGUCACAACUCCAUCCGCAACUCUGAGACGCGUCGCGCCUCGGAUCCGCUGGGCGUUUGUGCUGCAAAAUCAGUUGCAAGACGUUAAAACUACAUGAACUCCAGAUGUUUGCAGGAUCGAACAAUAACCAAAACUUCUGGAUUAUAUAAUAAUUACUCAUACUCGGAAGUGGACUGCAAAUCAAGACACGAGGACUUCUAAACCAGGAUCUUGGACCAGAAUUCAUUGUGUGCUCUGAUUAAAUGUCAUCCAACAUCAUCUGCCCCAUUCAUUCAAAUGUUUUAGUGCCAGUCAAAGUAAAGUGGGCCAAAACAUGGAGCCCAUUUACGCCACUGGAAUGGCUGCAAAGCUCCGGAGUCAGUGGGACCGGGAUGCAGGUUUGGGUCAGAACCACAAUGCUGUGAAGUUCCUGGGACAAGAUUACGAAUCACUGAGGGCCCAAUGCCAACACACCAGGACCCUGUUUGAAGACCCUUUGUUCCCAGCCAGUAGUUCAUCUCUAGGCUUCAAUGAGUUGGGUCCACGAUCCUCCAAGACGCAGGGGUUACGAUGGAAGAGACCGAAGGAGAUUUGCAUGCGUCCCCAGUUCAUCGUGGAUGGAGCGACUCGUACUGACAUCUGUCAGGGAGCUCUGGGUGACUGUUGGUUGUUGGCGGCCAUCGCGUCUCUGACUCUAAACGAUAACCUCCUGCACCGCGUGGUGCCGCACGGACAGAACUUUGAUGGCGGUUAUGCUGGAAUCUUCCACUUCCAGUUCUGGCAGUUCGGUGAGUGGGUGGACGUGGUGAUUGACGACCGAUUGCCUGUAAAAGAUGGGAAGCUGUUGUUCGUGCACUCAGCGGAGGGUGAAGAGUUCUGGAGCGCUCUGCUGGAGAAGGCCUACGCCAAGCUGAACGGCUGUUAUGAGGCUCUGUCAGGUGGCAGCACGUCCGAGGGGUUUGAGGAUUUCACAGGUGGGGUCACAGAGAUGUAUGAUUUAAAAAAAGCACCCGCUGACCUCUUCAGCAUCAUCGGCCGUGCCGUCGAGAGAGGCUCGCUGCUGGGCUGCUCUAUAGACAUCACCAGUAAAUUUGACAUGGAGGCAGUGACCUUUAAGAAGCUAGUCAAAGGUCACGCGUACUCAGUGACUGGAGUGGAAGAGGUGGUCUACAGGGGAAACAUGACUAAACUGGUGCGCAUCAGGAACCCAUGGGGUGAAGUGGAGUGGACAGGAGCCUGGAGUGACGACUCUCGGGAAUGGGAGAAUGUGGACCGCUCUGUCCGGGGCAGAUUACAGAACCGCAGUGAUGACGGAGAGUUCUGGAUGUCGUUCAGUGAUUUCUUGCGUGAGUUCACCCGCUUGGAGAUCUGUAACCUGACGCCAGAUGCUCUCCAGGCGAGUCAGGUGAAGAAGUGGAGCACGUCUCUUUAUCAGGGCGAGUGGAGGAGAGGCAGUACAGCCGGCGGCUGCAGGAACUAUCCAGCCACAUUCUGGAUCAACCCUCAGUUCAAGGUGGCCUUAAAACAUACGGAUUCUCCCGGCCAAUCAGAUUGCAGCUUCCUGGUGGCACUGAUGCAGAAAGACCGCAGGAAGAAGCGAAAAGAAGGACAGGACAUGGAGACCAUUGGAUUCGCCAUUUAUGAGGUGCCAAAUGAGUAUAUAGGUAAGUCGGCCGUGCACCUGAAGCGGGAUUUCUUCCUCACUCACGGAUCCAGCGCUCGCUCGGAGCUCUUCAUCAACACGCGGGAGGUGAGCUCACGCUUCCGUCUGCCGGCCGGCGAGUACAUCAUCAUACCCUCCACCUUCGAGCCAAACAAAGAGGCAGACUUCGUGCUCAGAGUUUUCUCAGAGAAACCAGCCAACUCGGUAGAAAUGGAUGAUAAAGUCACGGCUGAUAUUCCUGAGGAGCAACGUCUAGAUGAGAGUCAGAUUGAUGCCAGCUUUAAGAGUCUCUUCAGACAGCUGGCUGGACCGGACAUGGAAAUCAGUGUGACGGAGCUGCAGACCAUCCUGAACAGAAUCAUCAGCAAACAUAAAGAUUUAAAGACAGACGGCUUCGGUAAGGAAUCCUGUCGGAGUAUGAUCAACCUCAUGGAUACGGACGGCAGCGGGAAGCUCGGACUCACAGAGUUCCACGUGUUGUGGGAAAAGAUUAAACGCUACCUGCAAAUCUUCAGAGACCAUGAUGUGGAUAAAUCAGGCACUAUGAGCUCUUAUGAGAUGAGGAAAGCCCUGGAAGCAGCAGGUUUUAAAUUGAACAACCAUUUAUUCCAGCUGAUCAUCCUGCGGUAUACAGAGGAAGACCUCUCUGUGGAUUUCGACAACUUUGUCACCUGUUUAGUGCGACUGGAGACCAUGUUCAAGACCUUCAACACAUUGGACACAGACGCAGAUGGAGUCGUGUCGCUCACAUUCUUUGAGUGGAUCUCUCUGACCAUGUUUGCCUAAAAUGGAGACUGCACUGAGAUUGUCUUGUCCUGUCCUCUAAAGAGUGCCUUUAUUUCUACACAUCUUUAAUGCAUUUCUAAUGGACAAACAGCCAUAGUAAUGAAGCCCUGUUUACAUUAUCCUCAAUCAGAACAUGAAAAAUACUGUGCCAAUUGUGAGUAUUUCUGAAGCCAAGCGGAAACUCUAUUAAGAUGUUCAGAGAAACCAUUUACAGUAUGUUUUUAGUCAUUUUUUUUAAUUGAGCUGCAUAUAUUUCCUCCCCUGGAUUGCCAAAUAAAACUUGUUUACACUUUUUGUGCCAAAUGAAUCAUUGCCAAUUUCAAUCAUUCACAGCUGAUUUUAAUCAAUAUUUUAUGAUCGUGAGCUGCAUAUUUUUCAGUGAAUGUCAUAUCUGAAUGUUGUACACAUAAAGAAUGCUGUAUUAGAAAUGCAUGUGCUGAUGCUGUAGAUUGAGCCCAGCUUUACAGAAAGUGUUUUUGUUUGGACUGAAUUUUUUAUGCACUCAUGCAGCUCUUUUAUGGGACAAGCCAAAGAAUAUUUUAACAAGCCGAUUUUUAAUUUCAUAUUCAUAUUACUUUUGUUCUGUUUUUCAAAACCUCUGUUCAAUACAAUCAGGAGCAACAGAACUGGGAACAGAUCGAAUCUCCCUGGUGUACUUUUUAACAAAAGAAAGCUGUAAUUGAAAAGGUGGAGGUGUAACUGUUCUUUUUUUUUAAUGCCAAGCAGCAGGUUUUACAGGAUUGUAUUUCCACUGUUGAUUAAUUUUUGUGGGUUUUCAAUAAACUUUCUUUUAAAAUAAAAUCUGUACUCAAUUAUGGA
This is a messenger RNA of Megalobrama amblycephala (Wuchang bream), 3259 nucleotides long. RefSeq names its product calpain 1 (gene capn1). Gene Ontology annotation, molecular function: calcium-dependent cysteine-type endopeptidase activity; calcium ion binding. Gene Ontology annotation, biological process: proteolysis. The transcript has 23 exons. NCBI's taxonomy places the organism in Eukaryota, Metazoa, Chordata, Actinopteri, Cypriniformes, Xenocyprididae. The record is from RefSeq and is a predicted model, not a curated record. The coding region runs from base 326 to 2440 and encodes 704 amino acids. Gene Ontology annotation, cellular component: cytoplasm.